UUUUACCUCCGAAUACCUCGACAAAUAGCGUACAAGACUUCAAACUUCGGAUACUUUGCACUGCUCGUUCUCUCCCCUCUCAUUCUUCCUUCUGCCUCAAGAAAACUGACUCUCCCUCUCUCUUUCGCUCGUUCCAAGAAGUCGACAGCGGAGGAUCGAUCAUGAAGCUACGAUUGAGGUCGGUGGAGUCGGGACGGACGACGAGGGUCGAUAUCCCUACCCCCUCCACCGCCAUGCAACUGAAGCUUGCCGUGGCGGAGAAGCUUUCUGUUUCCCCUCUCUCCCUCCGCCUCUCCCUCAACAAGAAGAACGAGCUCGGCGAUGGUCUUCCCACUGACGCGCCGUUCGCAUCGUUGGCCAUCACCUCCGGCGAUCUGAUCUUUUACCAGGUUCUGGACCGUUCUGCAGUGUCUUCGCGUUCCGCGGUGGCCUCAAACCCUAGUUGCGAGGAGGCUCUGAUUCUGCCGGGGCCGGUCGCCGUUGAAGAUGGAGGUGCUCGUCGUGGCCUUUGCUCUUCUUCCGAUUCGGGAGGUGCCCAUUUGAAUGCUUCGCACGUUGGGGCUUCUGUCGCCGGCGGGGAAGGAAACCCUUUUCCGGAAGGAACUUCUGCUUCUUCUGAAUGCGUUGAGAUGGAUAUUGAUGGUCCCCGUGCAAUUGCCUCGUUGUUGGAUAUGGAUGAUGCUCAUGUGAGUCCCACGCCUGCUAUGGCGUCCAUUGAUCGUGUUCAUGCGGGAAAGCCUACCGCAAAAGGAGUUUUGCAGAUGGAUGAUUGUCCAGCUUGCGAAAGAGUAUCCAGUUCUGGGCAUGAUCGUUCUGCGGCGAUGGUGGGUGCUGGGAAUUAUGAGUUCGAUGGUGCUUCUUGUGGUGCAGGGAGCGGACCUCGCUCGAUUUUCGGAUUUCUAUUUAACGUUUUCUCUGAGGCUCGGAACGUGAGGCGAGAACUCGAUUUCUUGGUAUUUGCAAUCCAUGCUAUUAUGCUGGAAUCCGGGUUUCUGGGGUUCGAUAAGGAGAAGAAACGAUGCUUGGAGAGGUUUCGUUUGCCCGAUGAUUGGGUUUCUGAGUCUACUGUUUCACUCAGUUAUACUGUGCGCGAUCUUUUAGUCCCCAAUGAUGCAGUGAACGUCGUCGUGUUGAAGGUUGAGUUUUUUCCUGGUUCUCUUGUUGUUUACGGUCGCCUGAAUCGCGAACUACACCGGAUUUACCUUGAAUUUUCGCGGUAUGUUCCUUCAAUCUGUGCGAUGGUGCAGCAGACAUAUCGCCCUGCUUAUACAGGUAGAUGCCACCAUCAGAGAAUGGUGUCUGAGCUCUGGAGAGAGGUCAAGGACAAGGUUGUCUUGCCCCUUCUUCACGAGUUAUGCGAGAUCUCAAGGCUGCCGCCUCCUGCAUGUCUUGGAUGCUUGCCUGCAGAGAUGAAAGUAAAAAUUUUGAAAUACCUUCCUCCUCUGGACCUUGCAAAGAUUGGUUGCGUCUCAAAGGAGUAUCGGGAUCUAUCGUCGAACAAUGUCAUUUGGAGGAAAAAGUACGUGGAAGAAUUUGGUCCUACGGAUGUUGGAGAGUGUGAUUGGAAGCAGAGAUUUGCACAAUCAUGGAGGCUGCGGAAAAAUUGCAUAAGCCCAAGUAGGUUGUUCUAUUCGAUUCCGUCAGUAAUAGGCUUUACGCGUCCUCCCAUCCGGCAGUCUAUAGUUGGAGGCGAUUAUGAUCGUGUUCCUUUUCCAUCUCGUCAUACAUUCGGUUCAGCUUCUCUUCCUUUUGGUGCCAAUGGAAGGGGCCUUGGAUUUCAGACAGGGAGGCGAAUAGGUCACCACAUUUGUGAUCUGGGGAGAUAAGCUGGUUAAUUCUAGCAUCUUUUGGUUAUAGAUAUAUGCAGAUGCAACGCUUUUGGUUGAACUAUAAGAGAAGAUUGUGUUGAUGCACAUAUAUUUCUUUGUGUAGCUAAAGACUUUUACUAUGCAUCGACUGCAUUUGCAGUAACGAAUGGGAUAAUGAUCUCUUCUUGGAUUGGGCUGUAAAUUUGUUGAUAUAUGCAGCUUUUUGUUUGUUCUGCUA
This is a messenger RNA of Nymphaea colorata (pocket water lily), 2046 nucleotides long. Its product is annotated as F-box protein SKIP22-like. Bases 162 to 1826 code for a protein of 554 amino acids. Gene Ontology annotation, molecular function: protein binding. The record is from RefSeq and is a predicted model, not a curated record. The transcript has a single exon. Lineage: Eukaryota; Viridiplantae; Streptophyta; Magnoliopsida; Nymphaeales; Nymphaeaceae.